UAAAACAAAUAAAAAACGGUCAUCAAUCAACUGCUGAAUUAUACGUGGAACUCCGCCACUCACGUUUCGAUAAUCCCAAGGGUAGCUAAAUUAGUUUUUGGCUGUGCCGCCGCCACCACAGCCACCACCGAAGAUGACGGAGGAUGACGGAGGAUCAGUAGCCCGGGUGGAUGAGCGCCCGUGUACGUGCUGCUUGAAAAAGGAGGACCACCAGUCGAACUGCUCGCAAUGCCGGCGUCGAUCGUUGAAUUCGAGCUUGCCGUCUUCGUCGUCUUCGUGCUCUUUGCUGAGCUUUGAGUCAUAUCCUGUUCAGGAUUAUGAUAAGCUGUGGAGAGUGUAUACAGCGUCCGUCAAAGGCUUCUCCAUCGGCGCAGGCCUCAAAGGUGGUCUCGCGCUCUUCUCUUUCCUCUCUCGCCUCCGCCGCAGACGAUCUCUUCCCUCCUCCAAGAAAUUGGAAAUGGCAUCAACUAGUGAAGAUGUGAUUUUGGCAUUGAAGGAGACCUUGAGAUACGGACUAUUCCUUGGUGCAUUUGCAGGGACAUUUGUAUCUGUGGAUGAAAUUAUAGCUGCUUUGGGAGGUCACCGUAGAACUGCCAAAUGGAGGUCUUUGCUGGCCGGGGCCAUAGCAGGACCAUCUAUGCUGCUUACUGGCUUGAAUACCCAGCACACAAGCUUAGCGAUUUACAUUCUCAUGCGUGCCACUGUAUUGGCAUCACGAUGGGGGAUAAAAAGCGAGAAAUUUGGGAGAAUUUGUAAGCCUCUUACGUGGGCACAUGGAGAUAUUUUCCUUAUGUGUCUCUCCUCUUCGCAGAUUUUGUCUGCUUACAUAUUGAAGCAAGGUAGUCUGCCUCCAUCUUAUAAGUCAUUUCUUAAUAAACAUGGAGCAAAGGAUUCUGUCAUCCUGCAAGGUGUGCGAGAGAUUGCAUGUGGCAUGCCUUUCAAAAAUUUGGGGGCAAUAGAGAAAUAUUACAAGUCCAUUGGUGUUGAUGUUAAGCUAGAUCCAGAAAUGAAAAUCCCUUGCUCGAUUAUACAUGGGAAUCAAUCAUGUGGGACACAUUUUCUUUUGUUUCUUCUUCAAGCAUAUAAAAGAGCGUUACCAGUUUAUCUUCCUGUCUAUCUAAUUCCUGCACUGAUAGUACAUCGCCAAGGUCUCCUGAAAAGGCCUCACACAAUCUUAUGGAAAGGUCUUUUUGGUACUGCAAGAUCGAGCUUGUUUCUCUCGAUGUAUUGUUCAUCUGCAUGGAUAUGGACAUGCUUCCUGUUUAGGAUUUUCAAGAAAUGCAACAUUCCUAUGGUGGCAAUGGGAACGUUUCCAACUGGCCUAGCCCUGGCCAUUGAGAAGAAGAGUAGAAGGAUAGAGAUAUCAUUAUACUGCCUUGCUCGAGCUAUUGAAAGCUUCUUCACAUGCAUGGCUGAUGUAGGAUACUUACCUCAGUCGAAAAACUUGAAGAGAGCUGAUGUUGUCGUCUUUAGCAUUUCAACUGCAAUUAUUAUGCACUGUUAUGCUAUAGAGAGGGAUGUCUUUCGAUCAAAAUACUUGAAUGUUCUUGAUUGGGUUUUCGGCGUGCCUCUUCCCCCAUAUGAAACGACCCCACGUAAGAAGACAUAAUACUAUUGCAUUGUUUUGAGGUUCGAAGGGGACCCAGGAAUUUAGUCGUUAAUUUCCCCCAAGUAAUGAGGUGGAAUAAUCUCCAAGUCGAUAUUGCAAGAAGCCGAAGAACUUGUGCAUUUGGCUAUGGUAGAAAUGCUUCACCAUUUUGUUCCCACAUACUUGGACAAGCUUUACAUAGAGCAAAAGAAAAGAGUAGGGGCAUAUACCUAAUUCUCUCUUGUGGGAGGUUGAUUUUGAGAAGAUAGCAAACAGAUUUUUUUUCUUUUUAAUUUAUUUUUUUAUUAUAGACACAUAAAACCGUGAUUUUUUAUUUGCUUUUUAAGUGGUGGCCAAAUGACAAUAGCUCAUUCAUACUUUGUAUUGCUAUAAUUUUGGGAAAAUCAUUACAGAUGUUUAACUCACGAGUUCUACAGAACACAGAUGAACAUUUGAUGACAUUGGAUU
Olea europaea var. sylvestris is the source of this 2056-nucleotide messenger RNA. RefSeq lists its product as uncharacterized. Bases 134 to 1609 code for a protein of 491 amino acids. The record is from RefSeq and is a predicted model, not a curated record. The transcript is spliced from 8 exons. Lineage: Eukaryota; Viridiplantae; Streptophyta; Magnoliopsida; Lamiales; Oleaceae.